Molecule: messenger RNA, 721 nt
Organism: Drosophila busckii
Lineage: Eukaryota; Metazoa; Arthropoda; Insecta; Diptera; Drosophilidae
Product: dynein regulatory complex protein 8
Exons: 4
Coding region: 82-654 (190 amino acids)
Molecular function (GO): calcium ion binding
Source: RefSeq, a predicted model, not a curated record
UUACGAUUCUAAUGCAAAAUUUGCUGUAUAAAAUAUAAAAAUAAAAAAAAAUUAUAAAAUCUGCACAAAGUUACCUUCAUUAUGGAAGUUGCUAUUACACUUACAAACGAAUUAGAAGAACUUAUAUCCGAAGCGUUCUGCGUUUUUGACACGCAUGGUGAUAAAUACAUAGAUACUCGGAACAUCGGUAACGUAUUAAGGUUUCUGGGUUGUGUACCCACGGAAAAAGAUAUACAGAAAAUCACAAAGGCAACGGAAUCCGAAGAAUACCCUGGAGAAACGUAUUUGACAAAGUUCAUGGCCCACGUUUCGCAAUGCCUUAUGAAUCGACAAAUGGAACCCGCCAGCUCGUUUAAGCUUUUAGAAGCAUUUGAAGUAUUGGAUCCAGAAAAUAAACGAUAUCUUACAAAAGAAUACUUUGGAAAGCUGAUGAGCGAAGACGGUGAGCCAUUUACCGAAGCCGAAUUGAAUGCCAUGUGGCCUGUGGCAAUAGACCCGAUUACUGGAACAAUACCCUAUAUAUUCUACAUAAGCCAGCUGAAGCAUAAAACAAACAUAUAUGAUGUGGCAGGAAAAAUCAAAGAUGAAAUAACUGCAGCGAGUGAAAAAGAAAAGGGCAAAAGGCAAAUGCCUCAAAUGCCAACAUUCAACUAGUAAUGCGUACUAAAGUGUAAAAAGAAAAAAAAUUUGUCCGGCAAAAUAAAAUUUUCCGUGUGUAUUG